AUGGAAGUAAGAAAAGCGGUGAUUACUGUUCCAGCUUACUUUGAUUCAGCACGUAAUGCAGCAAAAUUAGCUGGCAUAGAAGUUCUUGUCCUCAUUAACGCAGUAGCACUUUCUUAUUCUAUUGCAAAGAACAAUAACAGUGGAAUAUACAUAUUGAAAUUACACCAAGGAGUGUUUCCAGUUCUUGCGGUUGGUGGUGAUGACUUCCAAGUAUGA
Molecule: messenger RNA, 216 nt
Organism: Brugia pahangi
Lineage: Eukaryota; Metazoa; Nematoda; Chromadorea; Rhabditida; Onchocercidae
Source: the annotation of a GenBank genome assembly